AUAAUAAAAUUCACAAGGGAAGUUACUCUCUUCAACUUUGACAGAUGAUUUCGUAACGUUCUAGACUGGAUGAAACUGGCGUUGUUUAGGGGUAUAUCUCCACAACUUCUACUAGCUCACUUUACAAAUCCGCUGAUUUAUCUUUCUCGCACAAUGGCAGAGGUUAGUGGUGUCUCAGACAUGCGUGCUCCAUAUCGAACUCAUGGGGAUGCCUUUGAUGUUGACGACCUUGUUUCCAGAGAACCAUUUCUACAGUUUAAGAACUGGUUUGAGGAAGCCAAAUUAGAACCAAAUAUUGAGGAAGCAAAUGCAAUGGCACUGGCAACAGCAACAAAAAAUGGUAGUCCAUCUGUCAGAAUGGUACUUAUGAAAGGCUUUGACAAGAAUGGAAUUGUAUUUUAUACUAACUACAACAGCAGAAAAGCUGCAGAGCUGGAAGAAAACCCAAGAUGUUCUUGCAUGUUUUAUUGGGAACAAUUAAAAAGAAGUAUACGAGUUGAAGGGUCAGUAUCCAGAUUGUCUAAAGAAAAAUCUGAAGAAUAUUUUAAUUCCCGACCAAGACCAAGUCAGCUUGGUGCUUUAAGUAGUAACCAGGGCAGUAUUGUAGAUAGCAGAAAGACAAUAAGUGAUAGAUUCAAAUCCUUGUCGGAAACGUAUAAAGAUGAAGAUAAGACAAUACCCAAACCUGACUGCUGGGGUGGAUACCUAGUAACUCCAGAUCUAUUUGAGUUUUGGCAAGGACAAACAACUAGACUUCAUGACAGAAUAUGUUUCAGAAGACAGUCACCUGGAGAAAAAGUUGAUGAGAAAUUAACUCAUAUAGGAGAAGAUGGUUGGGUGUUUGAGCGAUUGGAACCAUAAGUUAAAAACUUGUUCCAAUCUUUAAUGUCUAAAUUGUUUAAAAAUGUUAGAAAUUAUGAAAUUAUUAUUAUUGACAACAAAUUUUUAAGAGUCAAACUGGUUCCUUUGAUACACCGUUUUUUUAAAAGUUUUGGCCAGGUUUAUAAAAGGGCUUCAUGCCAGUAUGACAGCAAUGUAGAAGUAGGCAAAAAAAAAACCUGCUGGAUUGUAGAAUUUUAAAUUAUCUAGGUGUAUUUCAUAAUGUUUAUAUUUCACAAACCAACUGUGGGAGGGCAUGAUAGCCAGUCAAGGUUGUUAAACACCUCCUAGUAGUGGUACAUAGAUUUUGUUUUAUUAUUGUCAUUAAAGGCCAAGUUGCAUUAAGAGACUGAUUUGGCAUAAAAAAUAUGGCAUAAGAAUUUUGAUUUAAAUUAAUUGAUCAUAUUGAUAAGUAAGGCCCAAUACCAAAAUCUUUCAAAUAUUGUGAUUUAAGAUUUUGACUUUUCUUACCCUUCUAGAAAAAAAAUUGAAUAAGUUUUAUCACAAAAAUAUGUUUGUCUUACACUAACAAAAUACCUACUUUUAUUACAAGACCAUGAUUCAUUGGAUUUAAACAAUAAUAUAAAUGUUAAAAAAAAACCAUUCCAACAGAUUCCGUAUACUGUAAAUUCAGAAAUUAUUGCGAUGUUUUUAUUAUUGCUAUAUGCAUUAGAGUUUGAAGUAAAAAAUUGCAUUUUUAAGUUUUAAUUUGCAUAAGUUAAGCAUUUUUAAUUUCUGUCAAUAUUUAUCCAGUCCUACGUUAAGAUACUAUAUUUUGUUUAUAUAUGAAACAAGAAUUUAACCUUGGAUGUUUGAUUCUAAUCUUUUGAAUUUAGCAACAUAUUUUGUUUUGUCAAGGACCAAUGACAACAUUGUUGUCUAUUAUAAUUAUAUUCAAAAGAUAGUUCUGAUCUACCAUUAUAAAUCUAGUCAGAAUAUUUAAAAAAAAUAAAAUAAAUCGGCAAAUGGUUUAAUUUCUGUAGCUUUAAUAUUUUGUUGAUCAAAUUGGUAGAAUAACUACCAUUUAUUGUGCAGUGUUUAAUGCACCACAUAUGCUUUAUUCUUCUAAUCCUAGUUUUAAAAUGAUACAUCUAGGUUAAAAAAUGUUAUUUAUCAUUACUGUGUAAUAGAUAUUGAUAAUUUGUCAUAUACAUGUAUAUUUGCAUGUUACUUUUCAAGUAUCUACUACAUGUAGUAGUAAUGGACUAUGGUUAGUUAUUUUCAUGUGAAGUACAUGUGACAUUGGAUUAUGUAUUAUAUACCUUGUAGAGAUGGUAAAACUGUCUGAUCUUUUGUAACAAUGAAUAAAUAUAUCUGUAACUUUUAUGGUGCAAUUAUGGCUUUUAUUUUUUAAACCAGACAGUUAGUUUAAUCUGAAUUAUGAUAAAGAUUUUGAUAUAUAUAAGUGAUUUAUUAGUAAUUGAUCCAGCAUUCAGAUUAUAAGAUGGAUCAGAGUUCUGAAUUGAAGGUAAAUAAUAAAACUUCAGACACAAGAUACAAUUCCUGCAUAUUAUAUGAGAUCAAUAGCACACUGUGUGAUUAAGGUUUAAUUUAUUUUAAUUUAUGUUAUUUUUUUUCAAUUGCAGGCAAUCAUGAAUUUUAUUUUUUACUACUAGUAUUUUGUUUCUCAGAGAAAUAAAGCAGGUCCAUACUAAAAAACCUUGCUGCUGAACAUUUGUUAAUUAUUUUGAUACAGAGGCAUAUUUACAAUACUGGUAGUGGAAAACUGUCAUACAAAUAUAAGAGUUAGUUUCUCCACAAAUCCUGUUGAUUCCUAGGAAUAUAACGAUCUUUAUUUUUUACUGUUUUUCCUUAUUUAUUGAUUUUGCACUGUUGAUCUCUUUUGAAUUAAAUGAAGUUAUGUAAAUUUGA
This is a messenger RNA of Mytilus trossulus (common blue mussel), 2751 nucleotides long. RefSeq names its product pyridoxine/pyridoxamine 5'-phosphate oxidase-like. The record is from RefSeq and is a predicted model, not a curated record. Gene Ontology annotation, molecular function: FMN binding; pyridoxamine phosphate oxidase activity. Gene Ontology annotation, biological process: pyridoxal 5'-phosphate biosynthetic process; pyridoxine biosynthetic process. NCBI's taxonomy places the organism in Eukaryota, Metazoa, Mollusca, Bivalvia, Mytilida, Mytilidae. The coding region runs from base 70 to 861 and encodes 263 amino acids. The transcript has 6 exons.